AUGCGUCCGAGUAGCCGCAGCGACUUUAGGUGUUUCACUCGCGAAGCACAUGGACCAACAGGCCGAAUGCCGUCUUCUCAAGGAAUCUUUUCACCUAGAAACUCCCCCAUUGCUUGGGGAAAUAUAGAGAAUAUCAACUACAACACAUUUAACCUUGGAAGCAACCAAAGAGACGACCCGUCUAGAGCAUAUGCCGCGAAUCACAAAGAUACGGACAGAAGUCGUCAUUUUAUGGUUCCCUUUGGAAAAAAUCGUCGUUUCGUGGGCCGCCAGGAAGAAAUCCGUGAAUUAGAAGAUUUGAUUUCGAAGUCUGACGGACCAAAAACGGUCGCUAUUUUUGGAUUAGGAGGAGUGGGAAAGACUCAGGUAGCUCUGGAGCUCGCAUAUCGCACACGAGACAACAAGCCUGACUGCUCGGUCUUCUGGGUCCCAUGCACCAGCUACGGAGCUAUUGAGCAGGCCUGUUUGGAGAUAACUCGGAUAGUGGGGUUACAGGAUGUGAAGCCAACAGAGGCAAUAGAGCAUCUCAAAACGUACUUGAGCCAAACUGACAAGAUGUGGCUCUUGAUUUACGACAGUGCAGAUGAUGCAGAUAUGUGGACUAAAGGUAGUAACAACACUCCACCAUUAAGGGACUUCCUGCCUUUCAACAACCAGGGUCAUGUCAUCUUUACCACCCGCAGCAGAGAGUUAGCUGUGGAUUUGGCAUCCUCUGAUAUAGUACAUGUUCGGGAACUGGACGAAAAGACUGGCAUGGAAUUUCUGGAAAAGUCUCUUUACAAGGGCCUGUGUUGUGAUUCUCAUGUGACAUCUGCCCUGCUUAGCCAGCUUACCUUCCUACCACUGGCUAUCAGUCAAGCUGCUGCAUAUAUCAACAAGAAAGGCAUUGCAGUAUCUGAUUACUUAAAGCUUCUAGAGCAACAGGAGGCAGACGUCGUGGAACUCCUCAGCAAGGAUUUUGGUGAUAACCAUCAGUAUAAGGAUUCACAGAACCCUGUCGCCAAGACAUGGAUUAUCUCCUUCUAUCAGGUGCAGAAGCAGGACCCACUGGCCGCUGAAUAUCUAUCACUGAUGGCAUGUUUCGAUCCACGCAAUAUCCCGCAGUCUUUACUUCCACAGUCCGGAUCUAGACUGAGGAUAACGGAUUCGUUAGGGCUUUUGAGCGCGUAUUCUUUUAUUACUCUCCACGAUGGAAAUGGCUUGAUCAGUCUUCAUCGGCUGAGGGUGGGAAACUGCCUAUACAGCGACGGGAGAUAUAAUGAAGCUGAAGAGCUGCAGGCGCAGAUAAUGGCAACUCGAAAAGAAGUGCUAGGAUCAGAGCACCCUGACACUUUAACUAGCAUGUCCAACCUUGCAUCCAUAUAUCAGAACCAGGGGCCAGGGCAUCCUGAUACCCUGACAAGUAUGGCCAACCUUGCAUCCACAUACCGGAACCAAGGACAGUGGAAGGAAGCCAAAGAGCUGCAGGAGCAGGUAAUGGCAACUCGAAAAGAAGUGCUAGGGUCAGAGCACCUUGACACUUUAACUAGCAUGUCCAACCUUGCAUCCAUAUACUUGAAUCAAGGUUGCUUGAAAGAAGCCGAAGGGCUGGGGGCGCAGGUAUUUGACACCUUUAAAAAAGUCCUAGGGCCAGACCAUCCCUCUACUCUGACCAGUAUGGGCAACCUUGCAUCCAUAUACUUAAGUCAAGGUCGGCGGAAAGAAGCCGAAGAGCUGGGGGUGCAGGUAUUUGACACCUUUAAAAAAGUCCUAGGGCCAGACCAUCCCUCUACUCUGACCGGUAUGGGCAACCUUGCAUCUAUAUACGGGAACCAAGGAAGGUGGAAAGAAGCCGAAGAACUGCAGGAGCAGGUAAUGGCAAUCUCUAAACAAAGGCUAGGGCAAGACCAUCCCUCUACUCUGACCAGUAUGGGCAACCUCGCAUCCACAUACUGGAACCAAGGACGGUUGAAGGAAGCCGAAGAGCUGCAGGAGCAGGUAAUCGCAACCUCUAAACAAAGGCUAGGGCCAGACCAUCCUUCUACUCUGAACAGUAUGGCCAACCUCGCAUCCACAUACUGGAAUCAAGGUCGGUGGCAGGAAGCCGAAGAGCUGGUGGUACAAGUAAUGGCAACACAGCAAGGAGUGCUAGGGUCAGAGCAUCCUGACACUCUGACCAGUAUGGCCAACCUUGCAUCCAUAUAUCAGAUCCAGGGACGGUGGAAGGAAACCGAAGAGCUGGAGGAGCAGGUAAUGGCAACUCGAAAAGAAGUGCUAGGGUCAGAGCAUCAUGAAACUUUGGCUAGCAUGUCCAACCUUGCAUCCAUAUAUCAGAUCCAAGGACGGUGGAAGGAAGCCGAAGAGCUGCAGGAGCAGGUAAUAGCAACUCGAAAAGAAGUGCUAGGUGCAGAGCACCCUGACACUUUAACUAGCAUGUUCAAGCUCGCAUCAAUAUACUGGAACCAAGGACGGUGGAAGGAAGCAGAAGAGCUGCAGGAGCAGGUAAUAGCAACUCGAAAAGAAGUGCUAGGUGCAGAGCACCCUGACACUUUAACUAGCAUGUUCAAGCUCGCAUCAAUAUACUGGAACCAAGGACGGUGGAAGGAAGCAGAAGAGCUGCAGGAGCAGGUAUUGGCAACCUCUAAACAAAGGCUAGGGCCAGAGCAUCCCUUUACUCUGACUAGCAUGUGCAACCUUGCAUCCAUAUACUUGAAUCAAGGUCGAUUGAAGGAAGCCGAAGAGCUGCAGGUACAUGUAAUGGCAACACAGAAAGAAGUGCUAGGGUCAGAGCAAUCUGACACUCUAACCAGUAUGGCCAACCCCGAAUCAACAUACUGGAACCAAGAACAGUGGAAGGAAGCCGAAGAGCUGCAGGAGCAGAUAUUGGCAACCUUCAAACAAAGGCUAGGGCCAGAGCAUCUCUCUACUCUGACCAUUAUGGCUAACCUCGCAUCCACAUACCGGUACCAAGGUCGGUGGGAGGAAGCCGAGGAGCUAGAGGUGCAUGUACUUGCAACCUUCAACCAAUUGCUAGGGCCAAAGAAUCCCUCUACUCUGACCAUUAUGGCUAACCUCGCAACCACAUACCGAAACCGAGGUCGGUUGAAGGAAGCCGAAGGGCUAGAAUUGCAAGUAUUGGCAACUCGAAAAGAAGAAACACUCAGAACGCUUUAG
Molecule: messenger RNA, 3153 nt
Organism: Aspergillus nidulans FGSC A4
Lineage: Eukaryota; Fungi; Ascomycota; Eurotiomycetes; Eurotiales; Aspergillaceae
Exons: 5
Coding region: 1-3153 (1050 amino acids)
Molecular function (GO): ADP binding
Source: RefSeq, a predicted model, not a curated record